This is a messenger RNA of Trypanosoma rangeli, 3198 nucleotides long. RefSeq names its product putative dynein heavy chain. The record is from RefSeq and is a predicted model, not a curated record. Lineage: Eukaryota; Euglenozoa; Kinetoplastea; Trypanosomatida; Trypanosomatidae. Gene Ontology annotation, cellular component: dynein complex. Gene Ontology annotation, biological process: microtubule-based movement. Bases 1 to 3198 code for a protein of 1065 amino acids. The transcript has a single exon. Gene Ontology annotation, molecular function: dynein light intermediate chain binding; minus-end-directed microtubule motor activity; dynein intermediate chain binding.
AUGCGCAGUGAAAGUGAUUUGCUGCAGUGGAAGAGCGAGGGUCUACCAAGAGAUGAUCUCAGUCAGGAGAAUGCCAUCGCCAUGCUAGAUGCGGCGCAGACGCCGCUUGUCGUUGACCCGGCAAAUCAGGCGAUUGAGUGGGUAAAGACACACUUCAGGAACAACAACGUCGUCACGGAGAUCACAUCCGUGCAUGAUGAACGCUUUGCCCAUACACUAGAGCUCGCAGUACGGUUUGGAAAAACCCUUCUUGUGGUAGACGUAGAUGGAAUUGAGCCCAUUUUGUAUCCUCUGCUGCGACGAGAGCUUCUCUCAACAGGAGCCAAACGUGUUGUACAGGUUGGUAGCAAACAAGUAGAUUGGCAAGACACAUUCCGUAUUAUGCUCUUUACACGGCGCACAGAUCUUGCCCUCCCUCCAGGUGCCGCGGCGUUGGUGUUGGAAGUAAACUUUUCAGUCACACGGUUCGGUCUUGAGAAUCAGCUUCUGGGGGUGAUAAUUCAACAUGAGCGCCCCGAACUUGAACAGCAGCGUGUGGAGUUGUUGAAACGGGAAGAGAAUCUCAAACUAGAACUUGGCAAGCUUGAGGAUAGACUACUAAAUGACCUUGCAAGUUCACAUGGAAAUUUGUUGGAGAAUGCAGCUCUGAUUGGGGCUCUCAAUGAUGUGAAGAUGCAGGCGUCGAGUAUUACGGAAGCACUACAACAGUCCCAUUCGCUUCAGAUGGAGCUGGACGAGAAACGUAACGUGUACCGUCCAUUUGCUGGUAAGGGAGCCACUAUUUUCUUCCUUGUGAGGGAUCUUGAGAAAAUGAAUCGCAUGUAUCAUUUUGGACUCAGCGACUUUAUCGAUUUGUUUGUUGAGUGCCUGCAUGCAUACAGCGGAGACUCAGAUGUGGAGUCUAAAAUAAAAUUGCUUACCCUCAGCUUUGCGCAGAAGUGUUUCUUUCACGUCAGCGUAGGUCUUUUAAAAAGUGACCGACUUGUAUUUGGAAUGCAUUUGCUACAAGGUUUCUUUCCAGACGAAUUUCCUCCGUCGUUGUGGAAUGUGUUUAUUGGUGUUGCGGCUGCCACGACUAGUACUCCGACCACUAAUGCAACCAGCAGUAAUGGUGAGGUAACUCAUGGUGGCAAUGCGGAAUUCCCUACAUGGGCUCCAGCGACAUCACAGACGAAGUUUGUCACUAUAACAGCUGAUGAGCUUGCCGCAGGGCAGGUGCAAAAGUGGCAACUAGGCGACAGCGAACGGUGGAGCAAAUGGAUGCUGGAAAGUUCACCCGAGGAAAGUCUUGCGAAAGAUGCGAGUCUUACGUUAAUGGAUCAACUCCUUAUUAUUAGUACCUUUCGGCCAGAUCGCUUGUUUGAUUUCAUGCAUUAUAUCAUUGUGAAACUCUUAAAACUUGACACACUUGUACCCGUCACAUCACUGGAAGAAACCCUCAGUUGUGGCAAGGCUACUAGGCCCCUUAUUCUCAUCACUUCCAGGGGGGCAGAUCCAAGUUUGGAGAUUCAAGACAUUGCAUUACGUGUGGUGGGAAAAGGACGCUUUACGCAGAUUGCUUUGGGGGGUGGACAAACCGAAGAUGCCAUGCUGCAACUUCAUCGAUGUGCCGCACAGGGAGACUGGCUCUUCUUGAAAAAUCUGCAUCUUGUACUGGACUGGGCAUUGAUACUUGAGAAGGAAUUGUGCGCUAUGCCUAUCCCCAACGCAGGGUUUCGCCUUAUAAUUACAACGGAACCACAUGAUUUCUUUCCCGUCGUCUUGCUACGUAUGUCAUCAAAGGUGACGAUAGAGGCACCUCCAGGCAUGAAGCAAAAUCUUUUGCAAUCCUACACGACGUGGGAUGAAGCUUUUCUGCAAGGCAAAACAAAGACGACGUCUCAAGUGCUGUUUGGCUUGGCCUGGUUUCACGCUCUUCUGCAGGAACGGAGGAGUUAUGUUCCACAGGGCUGGGUGAAAUUCUACGAGUUUUCUUCCACUGAUCUAAAGUCUGCAGCGGAUGUGCUUUGUACCUUCUCGCGUGAUAAGGUGGACUGGACGACGGCACGUGGACUACUACAAGAUUGCAUUUACGGUGGACGUUUAGAAAACUCGCACGAUGAGCGUGUUCUGGAACUGCUUGUCUCUAGAAUAUUUAACGAUAACACCCUUGUGAGGUGCCAACAGUCGUUGUAUGAUGGCAUGCAUGUACCCGCCACAAACGUGCAUAGGGCAGUUGUGCAAUUUAUUCGCGAGCACCUUCCUGACGCAGAUGCUCCGUCUAUACUGAGUCUUCCCGAUAACGCUGAUCGUGCCGUGAAGGAGCAAUUUGCUGUGUACCUGCGAGAAAAUUUACGCUCCUUCUCGCAUCUUGCACACGUCAACGCUUCAGCAACCGAGGCAUGGCGAACGCUUCUUACCCCCGUUUUGGAGCUGUGGGCAACUAAUGGUUUGGAGCCCGAAGGAAGCGUGGUUCCUGUUUCACCCGGCGACAAUAAUAAGAAUCCAAUGACUGUUUUCUUCAUGAGCGAAUUGGAACUGUUGUCAGGCAUCGUCUCGAGUCUUGCAGCGACCUUUGCUGAUUUAUGCUGCGUUGUGGAGGGCACACUCAUUCCGUCACUGGAGCUGCGCAGGGAGGGGACGGAGCUCAUCGGCGGCCGGGUGCCGGACAGAUGGUUGGAUCUUAUGGAUGGGCCUAAAGAUGUGAAGCUGUGGCUUGCCCUCUUGCGUCGACGGAGAGAUACGAUGAUGGAAUACGUAAAACUUCCCUUCUCUCCAUCGUCAACACCAUUUGACUUGAUGGACUUUCUGCGGCCCCAAACAUUUCUAAAUGCCUUGCGGUUGUACACUGUGCGUACAAGCAAUGAUUCACUCGUCGAGUUGAGGCUAGUGGCCGCACCUGUCGGCGGUGUUGCGGACGGGGUUGGCAUUGGUGUCAUACUUAAAGGGAAGUCCAUUCAUCUUCAAGGAGCGUUGCUGGAUGCACAUGGCGUGGUGUCGUUGGCAUCCGCAUGCUCACCGUCCUCAACGUUGUUGAAAUGUGAUCUGCGGGCUGUGUGGGUGAGCACGCGGCAGGCCAACGACAUGGUGGCUAGCAUUCCCAUUUACACGAACGCCGAGCGCACCACAACUAUUAUGGACCUCUCUGUUCGUUGCGACGCUGACGUUGCGGAAAAACUGCUCCUGGGCGGAGUGGCGGCGUUUCUUAUGUAUGCGUAG